This is a messenger RNA of Saccostrea echinata, 621 nucleotides long. RefSeq names its product SH3 domain-binding glutamic acid-rich-like protein 3. The record is from RefSeq and is a predicted model, not a curated record. The transcript is spliced from 3 exons. Lineage: Eukaryota; Metazoa; Mollusca; Bivalvia; Ostreida; Ostreidae. The coding region runs from base 167 to 445 and encodes 92 amino acids. Gene Ontology annotation, cellular component: cytoplasm.
CGCCAAAAAUUAAUAGCCAUGUGCAACACUUGUGCAUCUCGGAGCUGAAUCAUCCUCGGCCUUGUUCAUCGUCGGGGGGACCUGCAGGGAUGCUGGCUGAAGCUAAUCGGCUCACCAAAACACACAGCGCUACUGUGUGCUUCGUAUAUCAUUAGUAGACAAAAAAAUGACUGUAAAAUUCUACAUGACCACCGUGGCUACAAACCGAGAUAUAUACAUCAAACAGAACCGAAUAAAGCUGAUUCUGGACGGUAAAAAGAUUCCUUAUGAGGAGAUAGACCUCAGUAAAAACCAGGAAGGCAGGGAAGAAAUGAGGGCUCUGGCGGGGAUUCCAGACUUAUUACCCCCUCAAAUAUUUAAUGACAACACAUACUGCGGGGAUUUCCAAGCAUUUGACGACGCCAAUGAAGAUGGAAGAUUGCUGGAAUUUCUACAUUUAAAGUGAUGUGAUUUGAAGGACAAAAUGAAGGGAAUGAAUGAGAGAAAGAAUUUCAUAAUAAUCAAAAAACACUUGCUUUAUUUGUUUAACUAUAAAUUAGCAUUAUACUGCCAUAUGGAUACCAAGCCAUUAUGGAUAUUGUUUAUAUCAAUGUUGUUGUAAAAUAUUAUAUGUAAACCAAA